Molecule: messenger RNA, 894 nt
Organism: Aureobasidium melanogenum CBS 110374
Lineage: Eukaryota; Fungi; Ascomycota; Dothideomycetes; Dothideales; Saccotheciaceae
Product: ribosomal protein S2
Exons: 2
Biological process (GO): translation
Cellular component (GO): ribosome; mitochondrial small ribosomal subunit
Molecular function (GO): structural constituent of ribosome
Source: RefSeq, a predicted model, not a curated record
CAACAGAACCCAUCCCUUGAUCCUACCUCGUACUCGUUCUCUUCACGAAUUCAACCUCCAGUCGACGGUAACCAGGUCGCUCGUGACUACCAGGCCUUCAAGCAUCACCAGGAGGUUACCAACCGCAUUGGAUCUGUCGUUUCUCCCAAGUACCAACCGCAUACCCAACUCACCCAACCUCCUUCGCCAGACGACAUCUCUCUUGAGCUUCUUCUUGCCUCGCAAUCCCAUCUAGGUCACUCUACCUCGCUCUGGAAUCCCGCCAAUGCUCGCUACAUCUUCGGUGUGCGUCAGGGUGUCCACAUCAUUUCGCUCGACCAGACCGCCUCCCACUUGCGCAGAGCAUGUGCUGUUGUUCGCGGUGUUGCUCAGCGCGGUGGUCUGAUUCUGUUUGUCGGUACUCGUGAAGGUCAAGAAAGAAUCGUUGUCAAGGCUGCUCAGCUUGCUGGUGGUUGUCACCUGUUUGACCGCUGGAUCCCUGGAAGCAUUACCAACGGUGCUCAAAUUCUGGGCAGGUGUCGCACAAAAGUUGUUGACGAGAACGAUAAGGAGAUCAAGGGUUUCGAGGAGCAGCUUGAAGCAAAGGGUGCUCUUAAGCCUGAUUUGGUCGUCUGCCUGAACCCUCUGGAGAACUACGUUUUGCUGCACGAGUGUGGUCUUAACAAUAUCCCCACUAUUGGUGUUAUUGACACUGACGCAAACCCUACCUGGGUCACCUACCCUAUUCCCGCCAACGACGACAGUCUCCGUUGCAUCAACCUCAUCGGUGGUGUCCUUGGACGUGCCGCUGAGGCAGGCAUGAAAUCGCGUCUCGGCCAGGCUUCCAAUGGUGUUGUCACAUACGCUGCGCGCCACAACCUGUCUCCUCCAACUGCUGACCAAAUCGCCGCUGCC